GGGGAAGUGGUUGUUGGUUGGUGUGAGACAGAGUAGGGUGGGUCUUAUAUUAACAGACAUGUCUCCUCCUGUCUCACUUCGUGGUGUCCACAGAACAGAACCCGGUCCAGAACUGUACGGUCGCUCUCUAACUUUCAGUCUGUCGGCUUCCUCACUUUAUUUUUAUGAGUCACUUCAGAAACUUCGUGUUUAGCUUCUGGUUUCUCUUCUGGACUUGGACUGUGUGUUUGACUGAGGGAGUGUGGACGUCCGAUGGAGGUCGGCCUCGUGUGGUCGGGGCUCUUCAGCCCGACCCCCUCAGAUCAGCUCAGUCGGGUCGACUAUGUGCUUCAGGGACUUUAUGCUUGGCUUCACUUUCCAUCUGUGGACUUUGACUGUAUGUUUGAGUGAGGGAGUCCAGACAUCCAGUGAAGGUCGUCUUCAGGUGGUCGGUUCUCGUCAGCCAAUCGUGGCCACUCUGGGUGAUGAUGUCAUCCUGCCGUGUCAUGUGGAGCCUCCACUCAGUGUGGAGAACAUGACGGUGACUUGGUGGAGGGCCGACCUCCCGCCUGACCCUGGAGACCCAGAGAGCGAGUACAAGUAUGUCCACCGUUACCAUAACAACCAGGACGUAGAGGACAUGAAGCUGUCAGCAUACGUUGGGAGGACGACUCUGUUCACAGACGGACUGAAACACGGCAACGUUUCACUCAAGAUCACCAACCUGAAGCUGUCUGACCAGGGAAUAUACACAUGUUUCAUCAUAGAGUUAAAGACCCAACAGAGGGGAGCAACCAUUAAACUUGAUGUUGAACCAAACUCUGUCAAAACGACGACAGAGACGCCGCUGGAUGACAGAGAUCUCCAACUUGCAGAUCCAAACAAUGAGACGAACGUUAGAGCUGGUCGUUCCCAUCCUGGCGCUCUGAUCGUUGUGGUUGUCUGCGUCUUACUGGUCCUGGGUGGUGGAGUCGGUGGAUAUUUACUUAAACACAAGAAACAACAGGAAUUCAGGGACUCAAACCAGCAGCAGUUCCAUCUACAAGUGAACCAGCUGGAUCAGCAGCAGUGAGACCUUCAUGGUGAGUACUGAGCAGGUGAGCUGAGUGGUGUCCACCCAGGUAUGGCUGCAGUAAUGUGGCCCCCAGCUGUGUGGAGUACUUCAUCACAUUGUUAACCUGAGCCUGAUCCUGGAGGACUUGAACUAAGAGCCCGUCCUCUUGCAGAAGUUCUCCGAUGACUCUUUAAUACUGGGCUGCAUCAGGGAGGGGAAGGGGCUGAGUACAGGGGCGUAGUUUGUGGUCCAAUGAAGGAAAAGCUGUGAACUGGAGACGGGGUCAUGGGCUCAUUGAUGGAGGUGGGGAGUGAGCUCCUGGUCAGACAGCGGUGGAGAGCUGCACACUCACCACGCCACUGCAAGUGCAACAAAAGCCCCUCGAACAAAAAGCAAACAAGAGUAAUUUAUGAAUGUAUUAAAGGACAGUUUAGUUAACUGCUCUACCGGUACGCUGUGUCAGACCUCAAUGUUUUAUUAUUUAUUUAUAUAAAUGUUUGCUUAUUACUUUUUAUUGUAUGUAUUCUAUACUGUAAUUGCCACUUUAUCUUUGUUGUUGCUGCUGUUGAUGUUUGAGAUGUGAAUUGCUGUAACGAUGGAUGGAUUUGAUCGAUCAAUGACGUUAAUUUUGGAACUACACAUGAGAAACAGCCUCUUGACAAAUUUUGAUGGGUUUACAGCAAUGUUUUCUCAAUGUGCAGAAUCCCUGCUACAUAAACUAACAAAUAAAUAAAUAAAUAAAUAAAUAAACGCUGAUUUAAAGUGUUUUAGAAUGUCAUCAGGGUGAAUGUAAAUAAAGAAUGUGUGUAUAAAAUAACUUGUAGAUCUAAAAGCUCACUAGAUGGCGCUAAACAACAAUAUAAGUUGGUCAAGCUGAUCACAGAGCUGUUCAUAUGCUUGCAGUCAUUACAGUUUUUUUCAAUUGUUUACACGCAAUUUUGAAAACCCGGUUCUUUUUUGAAAAUAUAAUCACAAUUAUCCAAACACCACACUCAACUUGCAUAAUUCCUAGAUUGUUUGCAAAAUGACACACUUCAGUCAAAACAUAUACACAUUUGUGAAAAUGUGUAUAUGUUUUCAUUGAACCAACACAGUCCUCAAUGAUCAGACACUAUUGCAGCCAGUUUCACACUGCUGUGAUGAAUAAAAAACACAUUUGUAAAAAAAAUAAUUUGAGGAAAUAGCAUGUGCUAGAUUUUUGGCCAGACAUUGUUAUGUAAGGGAUAAUUUAGAUGUAAAAGAAAAUAGUGACAAACCCACAACAUUCUUCAUGAUUAGUUUGAGAUAUAGGGAGAAUGUACACAAGUAGGCCUACUAUAAACUUACCAAGCACUGCACAACACUGAUGCUGCAAACUGAAUAUUUCAAGUAUUUAUCUCAAUACUUACAGUAUUUCUUACCAUAAUCAGUUACAGUAAUCAACCAAAAUGAAAUCAAUGAAACAAACAAAAUCUGUAGACAAAUAAAAAUUACUGCAUGAAGUACACACACUUUGACUCUGAAGAAAAACUACUGUAAAAGCAACAAGAAUACUGUAACUAUUCAUCAUCUCUCCGUCUGGUUGAGUGCUGCGUUUUCAAAUUAGCACAUGUGUGCUUCCACACCUGGUGGAUGUGAUUAUCCAGUUUGUUCAUUAGUGUGGUCAUUGGCAGUCCGGGGCUUUGUAAUGACAAGGAAGUAACCUCACAAUCCUUAUCUGUGUCUAAGGUGUGAAAAUGUGUGUAGAGUUUUUCUAAAUCACUGUGUGUAAUGUUUUUCAAAAAGGGUGAAGCAGACAUUGUGUGUAAUGUUGUGCAAAUCUGUGGAGGUGUUUUGCUCCUUGGAGUAGAAUUUCGCAAAUUAUGUGGACAUUUUUAUUUUAGUGUGUAAACAAUCGUAAAAAACUGUAACAUUGGACUGAGUCCAAACAAAGUCCGUUGACGGUAAUGGUUUCAUUCUUACAUGCUGGAACAAGCAUAAGCCACGUUGGUUUCACUUUUGAUGCACUGAUUCAUCCAUAACAAUCCUCCAGACGGGGCUCUCCUGCUUUUCAUGAGAACACUUUCAACAAUCUUAACAGACAAAUAGACAUAUAAUAUAUAUAAAAUAUGUAAACUCAUAGAAACAGACACUCUCUCUUUCUUGGUAUGACCUGUGGAGGAGUUUCUUCCUCAUUAAAAGAAAUCAUUUUUCUCCUGAACCGUUAAAGCCACAUCGUGGUUACACAUUUAGAAGACGGGUUUCUGCAGUCGGACUUCCCCUGAAGGCAUCCCAACGUCUCACACACUGUAACACUACUCCAUUCUUCUUACUUUCCAACAACAUAUCUACAAGAGGUGAGCAGGGAUUCAGCAGGUCCACAGGCAGCUCUGGUUUUCAGUUGGAACUAAAUUAAUGAAAGGUCUUAUGUUAUUGUUUGACGCUUCUGAUUGGCUGCUGUUUAAUUAAAAUAUGAAUGUCAAAUUACUCAUUGUUGCAUUUUUUAAAUAUUCAAAUAUCAUUUCUGUGCACAUGGCUUUACUUUCUCCCUGGGGAAUUAGUGAUGAUGAUAUUCUAGUUGUCCAGUCCAUCAAAUCUGUUAUUUGACAUUCAAUGAUAUGCUUUGUAGUCAUAUAACUACUACUGCAAAUUAUUAUCAUUAUUAGGAAUUUGAUUUUGGAAUUUGGUGGUCGACGGGUUGUUUUGAACCCAAAUAUUUAUUUUAUUUUGGACUAUUUAAUGUAUUGAUUUGAUCAAUUGACAGUCUGAUUGAUGUUGGAAAUGACUGACAGUUGCAUCUCAAAAUGUAUUAAUGUUUGUAACCUCUGGGAUAUUGUUUGCAUCAUUCUGUUUGUGCAUUAAAAUGUACAUUAAUAUCCUUUAAA
Molecule: messenger RNA, 3876 nt
Organism: Dicentrarchus labrax (European seabass)
Lineage: Eukaryota; Metazoa; Chordata; Actinopteri; Moronidae
Product: myelin-oligodendrocyte glycoprotein-like
Exons: 6
Coding region: 323-1051 (242 amino acids)
Source: RefSeq, a predicted model, not a curated record